CUCGGAUAAACUUACUGUCCGGGGAAACCUCCCUCCGCCCGCGAGAACAAAAUUGUGGACGAAGCAACAACGACAGAUCAAGCAACCACAAUGAUUCAACUAAAAACACUAUUAAAUUGCAUUGACAACUCCGGCGCCUCGAUCGUCGAGUGCGUGAACGUCCUCAAGAAGAAGCGGCCCGCGACAAUCGGUGAUCGGAUAGUCGUCGUCGUCCAGAAGCAAAGAUCCGCAGGUUCCGAAGCCACCACCGCCGCUGCGCUUGCGAACAAGGUCCGCCGUGGUGAUAUUCGACAUGCCGUUGUUGUUCGCGUGAAGAAGGAAUUGCAGCGCCCUGAUGGUUCCCUCGUCCGAUUCGGUGAUAAUGCUUGUGUGUUGGUCAACAAGUCCGGAGACCCCAUUGGGACAAGAAUGAACGGAGUCGUCGGUCAGGAGCUACGGAACAAGAAGUGGUCCAAGAUCUUGUCAUUGGCACCCGUGCAUGUGUAA
Penicillium canescens is the source of this 486-nucleotide messenger RNA. RefSeq names its product mitochondrial 54S ribosomal protein uL14m. Gene Ontology annotation, biological process: translation. The record is from RefSeq and is a predicted model, not a curated record. The transcript is spliced from 4 exons. Gene Ontology annotation, cellular component: ribosome; mitochondrial large ribosomal subunit. Gene Ontology annotation, molecular function: structural constituent of ribosome; large ribosomal subunit rRNA binding. Bases 91 to 486 code for a protein of 131 amino acids. Lineage: Eukaryota; Fungi; Ascomycota; Eurotiomycetes; Eurotiales; Aspergillaceae.